Molecule: messenger RNA, 1122 nt
Organism: Culicoides brevitarsis
Lineage: Eukaryota; Metazoa; Arthropoda; Insecta; Diptera; Ceratopogonidae
Exons: 3
Coding region: 1-1113 (370 amino acids)
Source: RefSeq, a predicted model, not a curated record
AUGACAACGGAGCAACCCGUUCAACAACCCGUUCAACGUCCCGUUCAACAACCCGUCGUUUAUCCAAAUACAGGUCCAGCAGCUCCCGUCAAUACAGCGCCUGUCGCUCAACCUGUUGCUCCCGCACACACUGGCGUUGGUUUCAAUCAACAAGCUGGCGCAAAUUCCGGCUCCUCGAAUGUCGUUAACGAACAAGGUGCUUUCCAAAAUGCCGCUGGUUCGUCAAUCGGAUCGAAUCUUGCAGCUGAUGGUUCCUCAGGGCAACUUUCCGCUUCAAAUGCUGACACUCAGGGAUGGCAAACUGCUGAUUCGUCAGGACAAAAAGGCUCUGCGCAAUCACAGUCGACAAAUUUCGACAAAAACAAGGGAACACUUGAAGCAUCUAAUGCUAAUGCGAAUACACAAACUGUCAAAGACAAGAAUGGCGAGCGUACUGAAGCAAAUGCCGGAAGCUCGAAUUACGUUCAAGGUCCGAAUGGACAACAGAUGGGCAGUAGUGCGCAAACAAACACUCAGUCGUUCAAUAAUAAUGGCAUUGUGGGAUCCCAAAGUACGGGAAGUUCGCAAUCGACACAUGUUGGUGCUGAUGGAAGCUUAUCGGGAUCUAAUUCGCAAACGAUGAGUGGUACAUGGACAGGACCUGGAGGAAUUACAGGUUCCUCAUCAUCGAGUCAAUCCAGUAGUCACAACAUCGGCGGUUCAGGAGGCACAGGAACAAAUUCGUUCGCAAGCUCCGGAUCCAGUUCAGGCUCAGGCGGCGCAGGUUCCUCAUCUAAUGCUGGUUCAAGUGCUGGCGGCUUUGGAGGCUUUGGCGGUUCAGGAUCUUCGGCAAAUGCGGGUUCAAGUUCGGGAAGUUUUGGCGGCUUAGGAGGCGCUGGAUCGAUGGCAAAUGCUGGCGCUAAUUCAGGAAGCUUCGGCGGAUUCGGAGGCUCGGGAUCAUCAGCGAAUGCAGGCUCAAGUUCGGGAAGCUUCGGCGGUCUUGGGGGAUCUUUUUCCACAUCUGGAGCAAAUUCCAACAGCUUUAAUGGUUUCGGCGGAUCCACAUCUGCAGCGAAUGCCAAUUCGUUCAGUGCGGGUUUCGGUUUCCCAACUUUUAACAAAUUCCAGGGUUAAGCAAGUCAA